Diversispora eburnea is the source of this 435-nucleotide messenger RNA. Lineage: Eukaryota; Fungi; Glomeromycota; Glomeromycetes; Diversisporales; Diversisporaceae. The record is from the annotation of a GenBank genome assembly.
AUGGAUUAUUUUGAAUUGGUGCUAACUCCCAGAAUUUGUUCACUUCUCAAAUUACCUGAUGCCUCGAAAGUAUUUAAGAAAUUAGAAACGAUUUUUUUGGAGAUGACAAAUUAUGAACUUUUGGGACCAUUAUGUGAAUCAUUAGCAUUAAUUUAUAGUAAUUCGAUAUUAUGGGCCAUCGUCAAUCAAAAAGAAACAUUAAAGAGUCUUGCUUUAAAUUCAGUUGAUUUUAGAUUGGGUUCUAAUAAAUUAUUAUGUCUAAUGGCCGAAAAUGUACCAGAAUCACUUGAAAUUAUUGAAAUUAGAAUAGGGAUAUUUAGUGCUGAUAGUUUAAGAAAAUUUUUUGAAGGGUGGUGUUGUAAAGGAAGAGGAGGAAGAAAUGAAAAGAUUAUCAUACGUACACAAGAAGCGCGACUAUAUAUGCUAAAUGAUUAA